Molecule: messenger RNA, 1897 nt
Organism: Amaranthus tricolor (Joseph's coat)
Lineage: Eukaryota; Viridiplantae; Streptophyta; Magnoliopsida; Caryophyllales; Amaranthaceae
Product: PLASMODESMATA CALLOSE-BINDING PROTEIN 5-like
Exons: 3
Coding region: 77-484 (135 amino acids)
Source: RefSeq, a predicted model, not a curated record
AUAAAUAGAGCAUUGUAGAAAGAAGAUACUCUGAUAAUUACAAGUCACAUAUAGAGAUCCCAAGUACAGAAUAAGCAUGGCUCGUGCUUCACCAAUCUUUUCAAUUACCUGUUUCUGUCUCUUUUUAUUGGUCCAACAAUUAGCUGAUGGACAAACCAAGAAAUGUCCCCCAUGGUGCGUUUCUAAACACGAUGCUUCAAUGGAUCGGGUCAAGAUGUCACUAGAUUGGAUCUGUAAGAAUGGAGCGAAUUGUGGCCCAAUAAGCCCAGGUGGGCCUUGUCAUGUUAAAGGUGAUCUCAAGGCCAUGGCUUCUUAUGCCUUCAAUGACUAUUUUCAGAAGACUAGAGUUUCUGGUGGGCUUUGUGAUUAUGGUGAAGUAGCUACCCUAUCUAAUUCAGAUCCCAUGAAAGUCCCAAGUAUGUGCGGCACUUGGAAUCAGUUGAUGGAGAAUCAAUCUAGUACGCUACCCUUUCUCAAUCAUUAGAUGGUUAAAGGGAGAAUUGGAGAUCAUGCACAUUGACAAAGUCGAAGAACCAACUCAAGGCUGCCAGCACAUUGUGCUCGAAGAAGCACAGACCAUCAGCAAUAUUCUACCUUUGUUUGUUCUAUGUACUAAUGUCCUAUCCAUUUGUUAUAUAUGACCCUAUCAUCAUCAUCAUUGUUACCUGAAACGACAUUCAGUUUUGAACGGAAAAAAGGGACAGGGAACGCAAUCUAGAUUGACUCGAGAACGAUUGGGUACAAGAUACAUUUUGUAUAAAAAGUAUAUUAAAAAACAAAAUUAAAUUAAAAUGAUAUUUUGUUUUAAGAAAAGUUUUUAAGUUGGUUUUUUAGUUUUUUAGAUUUCAUCUCGCUUUUCCUUCCUUGUUUUUUAAAUUUGUAAAUAAAUGCCAAGGAACCUUUUUAAAAAGGUCUUCUACACCGAAACGUUUCUACACCGAAACGUCACGUUAAGCGAUUUGGAUUGCGUUUCGUGGUGUGAUUAGGGACGGAUGUUCUCGGAUCGCGGAACGUGGCUACGUUUCACGUUCAUGUAAGUAUGAUCAUCAUCAUCAUACCCAAUGUAUCCCGUCCAUAGAAACACUAUAAUCAGGGUCUGGAGAAAGAAUGAAAGCGACAACUCAUAUCCAUAAAGAAGAGCGUGACCAAAGAGUUUCUCGACUCGAGAAAGAACAAGAGAUGCUCCUACAACGAAUAGGACUGAGUGAAUAUACUAUCCUAGAUCAUUUAUAAGAAAGAAAAAACUCUCAUUAGAAACUCUCCUUUCUUGCUUAGUUUAUUACUCCCUAACUAAGGCUCAUUUUCUCAUUAAUCUAGAUCUAUUGUAAUUCCUUCAAAUUAAUAGCUUUUAUACAUAUUAUAUUACAAUCUUAGAUAGAGGAUGUAGUUUUAAUUUGAUGAAUCACUUUAAAUCUUGUGUUAUUUAAUUUUUUAUUUAUUUUAUCAUUCAUUAUAUUCGUACAUAUAUAGUUUAUAUUAUUGUGCACUACAUAGAUACUCAAUUUUUUUCCCAAAGUAUUGAUGUUGCAUGUGUGCCACUCAUUUCAUUAGUAUUUUAUUGUCUUUAAUCAAUAAAUUAGAACAUUGUUUAAUUAUCUCGAUUCAAAAUAAGUAUAACUUUUAGUGUUUAUAAUUUUUAAUUAGUAUAAGUGGAGAUGAUAAUAAUCGAAAAUGUUAUGUUAAGCGGUAUAAUUAGAUGAAAAUUUACGAAGAAUUUGGAGAUGAAACUUUUGAUAAUUUUAUUUUCCAAUUAAUUCUUACCAAACAGAUUAUAAAUGCUAACUAAUGAAAAUAAAUUCGGUAUUAUCUAAUUGUUUACUUUUCUUCUCGAAGGAUAUAAUUGAUUUUAUUUUAUUAAAUACCAAACAAUACUUCCUUAACUAACAUCAUGAUUGAU